Messenger RNA from Anoplophora glabripennis (Asian longhorned beetle), 1007 nucleotides. Its product is annotated as mitochondrial intermembrane space import and assembly protein 40. The transcript has 3 exons. NCBI's taxonomy places the organism in Eukaryota, Metazoa, Arthropoda, Insecta, Coleoptera, Cerambycidae. Gene Ontology annotation, molecular function: protein-disulfide reductase activity. Gene Ontology annotation, biological process: protein import into mitochondrial intermembrane space. Gene Ontology annotation, cellular component: mitochondrial intermembrane space. The coding region runs from base 461 to 877 and encodes 138 amino acids. The record is from RefSeq and is a predicted model, not a curated record.
AAAAAUUAGCCAUUAACAACAUUAACCUAUAAAAAAAUUACAAGUUGCAAGUAAAAUACCGUUGCAUGAGGGGAAUUAACAUUACUAGUAAUUAUUUAUGUUAAUAUAAUCACAAAGAAUGUGGAAUGAGCAAAUAUUAUUACUUGGACGUUUCUUUACAACUAGCGAAAACUUCUGAAAAUACAAUAACUGCUACAUAUUUUAAGAAUAAUAUAGUAAAUGCUGUGAAUCAGUUAUUUGGGGAAGUAGCAACUGCAGUUAAUAUUGAUAUUUUAAAAUACAACUCUACAAAUCAAAGAGCUAUUUUACGGGUCCCCAAAACACAUUAUAUUAAAUUAAGGAGUAGUUUAACUCUUUGUGGUACAUACGAAGGUGAACCUUGUGCUUACAGAAUUCAUAAAGCAAGCCCAUUGCUCUUAGCACUCCAAGGAGAUAGUAGAGAUUAUCAGCAUUAGUAAAAAUGUCUCACUGCCGAAGAAUUGGUCCAGACAAAAAAGACGUAGUAAUAUUUGCCACUAAAGAAGACCAUCAAGUUCCUAGUACCGUAAAACUACCCGAGCCAGAUCCACAACCAGGAUUGAUUUUGCCCAAUGGUGAUAUUAAUUGGAAUUGUCCCUGUCUAGGAGGAAUGGCUACAGGCCCAUGUGGUGUAGAAUUUCGAAAUGCUUUUAGUUGUUUCCAUUAUUCAGAAGCUGAACCAAAAGGUAGUGACUGUUACGACUUAUUUAAAACAAUGCAAACUUGCAUGCAGAAUUAUCCAACCUUAUACAAUAAAGACUUAGCUGAUGAUGAUGAGUUAAGUACUAUGGAUAAGGCAGCAACAGACUCAAAAACUGAGCCAGAAAGAAGUAAAUUAGAAGGAGUUUCAAAUAAAUAGUUUGAUAGUUCUCAAUAAAUCAUUUACUAGUAACUAAGUAGUUAUAACCACCAAUUUGUUUUUUCGUUUUUGUAUUAGUUUACAAAAAAGAAAAAAAAUGUAAACAUUAAAUAAAGGUUAUAUGGCUUUA